UAAGAUAUUAUGAUAAAUAAUAUAUUAUAAUUCUAGUGCAUGAUAAUUAUUAGUAAUAUACUCAAUACUUAUAAUAUACUUUUUUAAUUUCUACAUACUAGUGACAAGGCCCAACAGGCCUUAAUUUUAAUUUAAAAAUGGAAAAACCACAAAAAAUUCCAAAAGUCGCCAAGGUGAAAAAUAAAGCUCCCGCGGAGAUACAAAUCACUGCAGAGCAGCUGUUAAGAGAAGCAAAGGAGCGUGAUCUUGAAAUUGUACCACCUCCUCCCAAACAAAAAAUAUCUGAUCCGAUAGAACUAAGAGAUUAUCAACAUAGAAAACGACGUGCAUUUGAAGAUAAUAUUCGAAGAAACCGUACAAAUAUAAGUAAUUGGAUAAAAUACGCUGCUUGGGAAGAGAGUCAGAAAGAAAUUCAAAGGGCUCGAUCGAUCUAUGAAAGAGCAUUAGACACAGACCACCGAAAUAUAACACUAUGGUUAAAAUACGCCGAACUAGAAAUGAGACAUCGACAAGUGAUGCAUGCCAGAAAUCUAUGGGAUCGUGCUGUUGUCAUCAUGCCUCGUGCAAAUCAAUUUUGGUACAAAUACACGUAUAUGGAAGAGAUGUUGGGAAAUGUUGCAGGAGCUAGAGCAGUAUUUGAACGAUGGAUGGAAUGGGAACCCCCAGAACAAGCUUGGUUGACUUAUAUMAAAUUUGAAUUGCGCUACCAUGAAGUUGAUCGUGCAAGAAAAAUCUAUAAUAGUUUUGUUAUGGUACAUCCAGAUGUCACUAACUGGAUAAGAUAUGCUAGAUUUGAAGAACAGAACGGCUUUAUUUCCGGUGCAAGAAGUGUAUUUGAAAAAGCAAUUGAAUUUUUUGGUGAUGAUCAUAUUAGUGAAAAUUUGUUUAUUGCAUUUGCAAGAUUUGAGGAACGACAAAAAGAAGUAUAUUUGAAAUUAGUAGAGAGCGAAGGAAAUUUAGAAGUUAUUCGAGAUACAUAUGAACGAGCUGUUGCCAAUAUACCCCCUUCAAAUGAAAAGCAUGCAUGGCGUCGUUAUGUUUAUUUGUGGAUAAAUUAUGCUUUGUUUGAAGAGCUAGAAGCUGAAGAUGAAGAACGUACUCGUGAUGUUUACCAGACCUUUAUUUCUACUAUACCUCAUAAAAUAUUCACAUUUUCAAAAGCUUGGUUAUAUUAUGCWCAAUUUGAGAUACGUCACAAAAAUUUAACUGCUGCAAGAAAGCGAAUGGGUGUUGCAUUAGGUUUAUGUCCCAGAGAUAAACUGUUUAGAGGCUAUAUUGAUUUAGAAAUACAACUUAGAGAAUUUGAAAGAUGUCGUAUACUAUAUGAAAAGUAUUUAGAAUUUGGACCAGAAAAUUGUGUUACUUGGAUUCGAUUUGCAGAAUUAGAAACAGUAUUGGGUGAUAUAGAUCGUGCUAGAGCUAUUUAUGAAUUAGCUGUAAACCAACAACGAUUAGAUAUGCCAGAAGUUCUAUGGAAAUCGUUCAUAGAUUUUGAGACAUUACAAGGAGAGACAGAAAAAGCUAGAAAGUUAUAUGAAAGACUACUAGAAAGAACUAAUCAUUUCAARGUGUGGAUGAGUUAUGCGCAAUUCGAAGCUUCUUCACAAGAGGAAGGUAUUGAUAGUGUAUCAGUAGCAAGAAGAGUAUUUGAAAGAGGUAAUGAAGCACUAAGAAGAGGUGGUACACCAGAAGAAAGAGAAGGAAUUUUACAAGCAUGGUUUAAAUUUGAAGAAGAAAAUGGAGAUGAAGAUAGUAUAACUAAAGUUAAGAAUAUGUUGCCAAAGAGAAUUAAAAAACGAGUGCCUUAUACUUCCGAAAGUGGACGAGACAAAGGAUGGGAAGAGAAAAUAGACUAUAUUUUCCCCGAGGAUGAUGCUGCAAGACCAAACCUUAAGCUUUUAGAAACUGCUAAAGCAUGGAAGAAAAGGAAAUUAGAAGAAUCAUAAAUAAUUAAGCAAUCAAURUCUAAUCUUCUAUUAUUUAAUAAUAUAAAUUACUUAUUACAAUUURUUGGU
Messenger RNA from Diuraphis noxia (Russian wheat aphid), 2015 nucleotides. RefSeq names its product pre-mRNA splicing factor crn (gene crn). Gene Ontology annotation, molecular function: protein binding. Lineage: Eukaryota; Metazoa; Arthropoda; Insecta; Hemiptera; Aphididae. Gene Ontology annotation, biological process: mRNA splicing, via spliceosome; spliceosomal complex assembly. Gene Ontology annotation, cellular component: Prp19 complex; precatalytic spliceosome; post-mRNA release spliceosomal complex. The record is from RefSeq and is a predicted model, not a curated record.